CUAUGCAGCCACCACCCAGAAAGGUAAAGGAGAGCCAGCAGGUGAAACUGGUGUUCUCAGAGCAGCUCAGCAAAUUGCAGACCAAACAACAUCAGGACACUGAACUGCUGGAGGAGAUCAGGACUUUCAGUAAGCAACGAGCAGCUAUAGAGAAAGAGUAUGGUCAGGCUCUUCAGAGAUUAGCAGUCCAGUACCAGAAAAGAGACUGGCAAAGAGGAAAUACAGAUGCCAUCACAUCUGGGAGUGUGUUUGCUGCGUGGCGGUCAGUGGUAGAUGCUACAGCUCAGUCUGCCAUAUUACGACUAGCCGCUGCAGAGGAAUACCACCAGCUGAUUGGGCAAGCCUCCAGAAGUUAUCGCAAUGCGAAGGACAUCCGAGCUAAGAGAGGCCUGGAGCAGCUCCAGAGGGUACAGGGUGAAGUGGUGGAUGCUUUGCAGGAGCUGCACGGGAUCAAGAAGAGCUACCACCAACUCAGUCACAAUGCCAAUGUUGCCAGAGAGAAAGCUGCUGAUGUGCAGACCAGAGCCAGAAAGAGUGAACAUGGGAUUUUCCACUUUAAAACAGGACUACAUAAGAUGACUGCUAAGCUCAGUGCCAGGUUGAGAGAGUGUGACAACCGCUUGACUGAAGUUCGUAAUGAGUAUCUGCUGGCAUUAUCAGCAGUCAACGGUCAUCAUCAACACUACUACACCAACGACCUACCACAUAUUAUGGAGCAAAUGGACGGUGAUGUUUACGAUGAUUUAAGAAGCCAUUUUACCCUGCUGUGUGGGGCAGAAAUGGACACCUGUCUUGCUGUACACAAACUAUACAGCACGAUAUGGGAGAGUGUUGCCAAGGUGACCAGAGAGAGAAACAUUCUGCAGUUUCUUCAAGAAUCUGUCGUCUUCAGCAAAACCCCUGAAUUCACCUUCCAGCCAGCUCCACAUGACAAGGUGUCUGCUCUACAGGAGGUUUGUGCUUCAGAAGCAGAGGGCUGGCUGGUUAAGGAGGCCAAGAAAUGGGCUACAAAAGCUGCUAAAGACUACAAGAUCAUCACCCAUGGAGAGAGGGCUCUACAGAUGUUAGAGAGUCGGUUGAAGCUCUUGUCAGGGGACACGGGGUACAGUGUGGAGCAGAAAAUAGCAGAGGUGCAGGACAGUGUCAGGAAGGCCAAGCUCAGUAGGGUGAAGGCAGAAGCCCGUCUGGCAUUGUUGUCAGACAGCGUCACAGGAAUUGAGAUGUGGCUUCACAACGCCAUGAACCAGGCAGAGGAGGAGCUGGAGAGGGAGAGACGCCUCAGUGAACAGAGGAAGUCUACUGAGGACGUUUCAGAGGAUGAGUUUGAGCUGACUGACAUUGAGGACUACGAUGAUGAGAACGGAGACAUCUUUGCAGAUCCAGUGUCAGCAUCUGGAGUUUGUAUUUACCCUGCAGCCUGCAGAGUUGUCUAUAGCUAUCAGGCCAGCCAGUCAGAUGAGCUGUCAAUCAUGGAAGGGGAAGAGCUUCAAGUGAUUGAGGAUGGAGGCAUGGAGGACUGGCUGAAGGUGUGUAACGCAUGUGGUCAGGUGGGGUAUGUUCCUGAACGUUAUGUGCAGUUCCCGUGUCUACCUUCAGAGGAUGCCACUCAGCUAAACAGUUCUUUCAGCUCCACCUCAUCCACUGGGUAUAACGAGAGGGCAGUUAGCAGAGGUGUAGCCAGAGCUCUGUACUCCUACCAGGCCCAGAGUUCAGAGGAGCUUUCUUUCCAGGAGGGGGCACUAAUCCACCUGAUCCGCUGCGAACAUGCAGAGGUGGAUGAUGGGUUUUGGGAGGGACAGCUGAAUGGACGGAUCGGUCUCUUCCCAUCGCUGGUGGUGGAGCUCGUUCAUGAUGAGGGGGAGGUGGAGGAUAAGGAGGAGGAGCCUCCCCCCGCCACUACCAUGCCUCCCUCCAUCCCAAUCCCUUCCAACCCUGGCUGUAGUUCAGCUCUUAGUGCUACUCCCCCUGGCUGUGUGGAGAACAAACAGCAGGUAUUUCCCCCAACGCUCGCAGACAACUCAAUAGACACUGCAGGCGGCAGCCGCAGUUCUCCAGACUUCUCCAGCAUUCGACUAAGACCAUGUCGAGCUCCUCCUCCUCCUCCAACACAGAAGCCUUCACCUCAGCCUUGACACAAAGACGGGAGUCACUGUCAAUGUUAUACAUGACGUGUAAGGACCAAAGGAACACUGCUUUUGUGACUUUUAUUGUUAUUAUUGUUUUGUUUGCUUCUGUAUUUCUUAGCUUUUCCCACUGGUCAACUUACUUGUAAGGUGAUGUGAAUUUACAGCAGAUAGCAUAAUCACCCAUAAGACUUCAGAACAGUGGAACUAACAGAACUAACAGCAGAAACAAAGUGUAGCUGCUUCAAUACGCGCACCAACAUUCAGUGUAAUGGUGAUAUAACAUUAACAUUUAAGUAAGGGUGGUUGUGAAAAACAUUAUAGCACACAUAGUGUCUAUCACAUGCAACUGAGCUUUUACUUUGUUAGCUCUCAGCAAAUGACCCUUUGGAAGCAAUAUUUGCAUAGUAGGUUGCUUACAGGUAAGUAUGCAGUUCUAACUUAACCCCUGUGCAUCCCUUUAAAUAAGUUACUCUGAUGUAAAAAUGUCUGCAUACUGCCAUACAAUUAUAUAGUAAUGAUCUGUUCCACCUUCAUUGAGUUAAAUCUUAUAACCAGCUUCAGGCCUGAUCAUAACUACUAAAUAUUCGUUAAUUUUCAAUAUGUCACUGUUGUUUUUUUAUUGUAAGAAAACACACAAAAAAUGCCAGGGGGAUUUAAAAAUGUUUUCACAGUCUGACAUGUUUCAGCGAUUAGCAACAACAUUGAUCUUGAUGGAUUGCAUACAGCAGCAUAAACUCUAGUGCCAACCAGGAAUAUAACAUGACACAUAGGAAAUUGGCUCAACCUGUUGGGAAAAAAAUAUAAUUUUGAGG
This is a messenger RNA of Anarrhichthys ocellatus (wolf-eel), 2938 nucleotides long. Its product is annotated as F-BAR and double SH3 domains protein 1-like. Gene Ontology annotation, molecular function: protein binding. The transcript is spliced from 21 exons. The record is from RefSeq and is a predicted model, not a curated record. Gene Ontology annotation, cellular component: recycling endosome; neuromuscular junction. NCBI's taxonomy places the organism in Eukaryota, Metazoa, Chordata, Actinopteri, Perciformes, Anarhichadidae. Bases 3 to 2132 code for a protein of 709 amino acids. Gene Ontology annotation, biological process: neuromuscular synaptic transmission; regulation of actin filament polymerization.